Messenger RNA from Closterium sp. Yama58-4, 732 nucleotides. Lineage: Eukaryota; Viridiplantae; Streptophyta; Zygnematophyceae; Desmidiales; Closteriaceae. The record is from the annotation of a GenBank genome assembly.
AUGGUGUUUGAUGACGCGUAUCAGGUGAUAGGGUUCGUGGGAGGCUGCAUGUUUCCUUUGUCCACAGCGGCUCAGACAUACAAGGUUCUUAGGACCAAAUCAGCCACCGAUAUAAGCUAUGCCUGGCAAUUCAUUUUUGCACUCGCGCAUCUUCUCUACCUCGUUUAUUCUAUUCAUUUCGGCUUAUGGGUCAUUUACAUCCCUCAAUCCGUGGAGAUUGCGCUCUUAAUCUUCAUGAUUGUUGCCAAAGUGUAUUUUGACAAUUUUGGACCCAAGCGCAAGAUCACACGUGCCACGGGAAAGAGCGCGUCCACCACAGCCAUGUUGGAUGUUGGACAACCUCUUGCCAUCCUUCAGCUUCCAAGGCGCAUCUUCAAUCCUUCGUUCAUGUCCGAUUUAGAACUCGAGGUUCCUGGGGCCUUCGACCCGUUUGCUGACGCGAAUGCUGCUGAUGAUCCUGGAGCCGGAACUAAGGAUUACGUCCAUAUCCGUAUUCAGCAACGGAAUGGUCGUAAGAGCCUGACAACUGUUCAAGGCUUAAAGAAAGAAUUCAACUACAACAAGAUAUUGAAGGAUUUUAAGAAGGAGUUUUGCUGCAACGGAACCGUCGUUCAAGACAUCGAGCUUGGUCAGGUCAUUCAGCUUCAGGGCGACCAGCGGAAGAACGUUUCCCAGUUCCUUAUCCAGGCUGGUAUUGCGAAGAAAGACCUCAUCAAGAUGCAUGGUUUCUAA